AUGGAAGUUCUGAGGUUUGGGUACGAGCCGAUGAUGCCAUCCCAAUCAAAGAUCAUACUCAACAAGGCCACAAGUGAUGCAAGAGUCUCCGGUCUCGGCAACGCUGCCCGCAUUCCCGAGAACACGAAAUGGCGCGACUUCAACUUCGUGAGGCUUCUUCUGGCCCUGAGGUCCUUGGACCAUUGCAAGUACCUUCCCUCCUAA
Molecule: messenger RNA, 204 nt
Organism: Penicillium egyptiacum
Lineage: Eukaryota; Fungi; Ascomycota; Eurotiomycetes; Eurotiales; Aspergillaceae
Source: the annotation of a GenBank genome assembly